Molecule: messenger RNA, 2209 nt
Organism: Melanotaenia boesemani (Boeseman's rainbowfish)
Lineage: Eukaryota; Metazoa; Chordata; Actinopteri; Atheriniformes; Melanotaeniidae
Gene: dhrs13b.2
Product: dehydrogenase/reductase (SDR family) member 13b.2
Exons: 9
Coding region: 205-1509 (434 amino acids)
Source: RefSeq, a predicted model, not a curated record
ACUACAGCUCAGUGACGGUGUCAAAGCAAACUCAUGUUGACUUCGCUUUAACCGCUGUUUGUUGUGGAAGCUGCAGCAAGAAAACAAGUUGUACCACUGCUGUAAUGUGUUACAUGUGUGGGAUAUUUGUGAAAGUGAAAGUAUCCUAAACGACUCUGCUGCUCAAACAAGAAGAAUCAAGGAAUUCACGCAAGAACAAUCAACAUGGGACCCCUGCUUAAGAUCCUUAUUUGCUUUUAUCUGUGUACAGGUGUGCAGGGCAUCAAUCAGAUACCAUGGCUGCCCUGUCAGUUCACUGAUGAGCAUGUGUCUAUGAACAGUGAAGGACACAUUCAGACCGACCUUGACCACAGAGAGGCUAUGCUGCAGUUUGGUCAGAAAGGAGACGCUCCUGUUAAUCCACAAGCCAUCACUUUCCUGAUCACAGGGUCCAAAUUGGACCUGCGGAAGCAUCUUGAGGGGGUGGAGGCAGAAGAGCUGGAGUGUGUGCUGCGUAGGUACAGUACAGAGGGCAUCCAUGUCCGAUGGCCAGCCCAAGGGGCGCAGGGGUACAACCGGUGGUACAGCGCCACUCUCAAACACAGCAAAGGCCUUUUCACCGUCACCGGUUUCCUCAGACAACCAACAGACCAACCUCCACCGGGACAGCAGGACUACCGCAGCUGGCCUGCUAUCGCUGACAGAGAGAUCCUCACUACAACAGUUGCCAUGGCAAUCAAAACACAGACUCCAUCGGUGAAAGCUGGCCUGAGGUCACAGCAGAAGCUCCACUGCCAGUUUGACGUUGACCACAGAGGACCGAACAUCACCGUGGAGUGGCACUGGCAGCACCGCGGAGAAAGGACCAAACUCUUCAGCCACACCAGCCGAUCUGGGCAGACUCAGGGGUCCGGGGUUGGACUGAAGGCCCUCGCGGGAGGAGAUGCCUCCUACACCCUCCCUUUCACCAAGAUGAGCAGUGAAGGAACCUACAUAUGCUCUCUGUCCGUGAUUCCACUUUUUACAAGUCUAGACAUUAAUCUGCAGAUUGAAGAGCCCCCUCGUGUCUCCAUCAACGUCGGACCUGUCUUGACGCUACAGGACGGCGGUGAGCAGAAGGUGGUUUGUGAGGCAGACGGCUACUAUCCCUUGGAUGUGGAGAUAGUUUGGUAUGAGCAGGACCCGGCAGUGUCCAAUAAGCGGGUCGGCGCUCCUCUCCCAAAGGCACUGCAAAACAUCCUGCUGUCCAGCCACAAACACAACCAGGACUCCACCUACACUGUGUCGGCCUUUUUCUACCUCCAGGCUUCACUCAGAGCUUCAGGAAGGCAGUUCACCUGCAGCGUCUCCCAUCAGUCUCUGAGGAUGCCCAUCAGGAAGAGCUUCAUCCUCAGUGUUGAAGAGCCGAGCAGCUGGGUGUUCACCCUCUCUGUAGGCUUAGUCUUCGUCUUUCUGUUGGUGGUUCUGGCUGUGAUGCUGCAAUAUCUGCACUCAGCAAGAAAGAAGUGGAUUGAGAAGAAACCGUACUGAGCCUCUGCAGUGUGAGAAGAACCCAGCAGCGAUGACAGACUGUUGCUCCGUCAGUUUUUUUAUUUAAGAAAGUUGCACGUUUGAUUUUAGUCUUUAGGUGAUUUUGGGUUUCUGUGAAACUUGAGUUGCUAAAAAACUGGAUGAUGAAGUAAACAACGAACAUCUCGUACAACAAUGCAACCAUCCCAGUUUAAACCACCCUUGUGGUAGUUUUGACCCCAUGUGGUGCCUCAGAGUUAUACUCCUGCUGCACCUGCACAGGUGAUCUACAGGUGGAAGAGUUGUGUAAAAAAAUUAAAAACAAGCAAACUUAAUUUAAAAAUGUCAAAUAAUUGAAAGAAUCUGCCUCACUAUGCUUUAAAAUGUUUGACCUAACAGAUACACAUGUGUUGAUUUUUGUGUAUUUUGGGCGUUUUUUUAUAUUUAAUCCAUCAUUAGCUGAGGUUAAAAACAAAAGAGCUAAUCUACAUGAGAUUAUUUAAUAUUACUGAAGAGAACCAAUGAAUGAAUGAAAAAUAAAGGGUGAAACACACCUAUUAAUGGAUAGAUAAAUGUGAAAACAAGUCAAUCUGUUUAGGAAAAUAAUAUAAAUGAAAAGAAACUGUUUUGGUGUACAAAAACAGGCUGAUCUGAAAUUUGUAUUUCUUGAAAGAAAUUAGAUUUUGCACACAAAUAAAAUUUGCUUUUACAUAAUAAUGUU